AACACUCUCAGUGGAAAACAUCAUAAAACAAGCAUGUCUAGGAAUGAUAAUUUGCAACUGAUCUCAAAGUUACAACCUUUUAUUUAUAUGUGAAUUCAAUUGUGAAGGUGAAAUGGUAUUUUACUCUUCAGGCGUAAAUCUACAAGGAUGAAUCAGUCUCACUUGAGUGACAACAACACUGUCCUUGGAAAUGUUCACAAUUGGCAAAAAUAUCAAGUGGAUGACUGUUAUGUACUCUUCAGCAAAAAUCCAGAUUCAUUUGUUUACAAAAUCAAUUCUCUAGCAAAUCACACUUUACUAUUCAGUCAGUCAAAAUCUCUAGUGUCUAUAAUGACAACGUGCUUUUUAAUUAUAUCUACUUUGGUCAUAUUCUUUGGAAACAUGUUAGUUAUUACAGCUGUGGCAACAACCAAACGAUUGAGACGUGUUACUGAUUUAUACAUUGUGUCUCUAGCUGUAGCUGAUCUUCUUGUCUCUGUAUUUAUUCUACCAUUGUCAAUAGUUCGUCAAAGUUAUGGAUAUUGGCCUUACGAAUCUCAUGGGUUAUGUUUAUACUUCCUUUCAGCCAAUAUACUUCUAUGCUUAUCAUCAAUUCUUAAUUUGUGUUGUAUAUCUGUGGACCGGUAUAUUGCCAUCGUUCAUCCAUUAAAGUAUAUUAGUAAGCGUACGCGUCAAACAGCACUCAUGAUGAUUGCAUUUGCUUGGAUUACAUCUUUUAUAUCUAUGCUACCUCCAAUACUUAGUAAACAACAUCAUACAGGUGUAGGAAUGUGUUAUAUACGAAGCGAUACACAAUACAGAAUUCUAUCAGGAGUAUUAGCAUUUUGUAUCCCUUUUCCGUUGGUUGGGUUUAUCUACCUACAAAUAUUUUGGGUUAUUCAGCAUCGUUCAAAAGCGAGUAAAAGUUCAAAAUUUCCAUCUCGAUUAAAAGAACAUAGAUAUGGAUCAGUGAGUAUACUAUUUGACUUAAAUCACCUUGGACGUAUUAAGAAGUGGUUUAGUACAGACGAAUUCAAAAGAGACCGAUUGUUUGUAUUACAUGGUCAAAAAUCAAAGUCAUGCACCGCAUAUAUCAGAAAUAACAGAAAUAAAAAUACAAAUAAUUCCAAACCUGGAAUUAGCACAGAAAAUGAUAUGUAUUCAAGUGAUGUAUUUUGUCAAAGUCCGUCUUGUUCACAUAAUAAUUACAUCAGUUCCCCAUCAACUGCAGACAUUUCUCAGACAAUGAAAUCAUGUCCAGAGCCAAAAGAAAUAGUUCAAAUAUCCAUGGUGCCUAAAAGAUUCAGAAUUGGUGCAAAUCUUGUCUUUCCAAGGGAACAAGAAAAUAAAAAAAUUAAGGAUGAAAACAAAUCUUCACCUAGUGUUAGUAAUACACAGAUUGACAGUAAAACAAAAGAUGAUACUUGCAUCACUGAUCAAUCAAGCAAAGAGAGUGAAUAUAUUCAAACACAAAGAUUCAAAGGAAGAAGUCGUAUGGAUUUAAAACUAGACAAUUCAAGUAUUCAUAUAAAUUUAAAUCGUAAUAAACAAGAACGUCAGAUAUUCAAGAGAGAACAAAAAACUGCAAGAUCAAUAUCAAUAGUUGUAGGUUGUUUUAUGAUUUGUUGGUUUCCCUUCGCUUCUAUCUAUUUAGUCGAAGGUAUAUUUGAGUGUUUGUUAUCAGAACAGGUUUAUAUGAUUACUGGUUGGUUUGCUUAUCUUAACAGUAUGUGUAAUCCAUUUAUAUAUGCUUUCUGUAAUAAAGAAUAUGCUAAUGCAUUCAAAAGAUUAUUACAUUUUAGAAAAUAUCAAAUUUAGCCAUAGAAAUGUACAUCUGUAUGUACACUUUUUAUUGUAUGCCGUAUGAAAAAUAUGCUGUCAAAUAUAUGCACAACUUACUUACCUAUUGUGGAUCAAUUAUCGCAUCAUUGAAUGGCAUUUUUAUUAUUUUGCUUCUAACCAUCAUGAUCUAGUGCACACGUGUCUAGGUAGGAUAGAUAAACACUGUCAUCUUUACUGUGUAUGAUUUCCUGCAUCACGAUAAAAGAUUAUCAUAAUUUAACCUGUUUUCUUUCAUUUUCUCUCUUUUUUUUAAAAAAAAUUAUUAUGUGAUGUAACAUGACUUAACCAGGUAGCAUUUUUACAGAAGAAGCGGAUGCAAUAUGAUGUUCGAAACAACCAGCAACUAUGUGUGUCUUUCACUAGUUUUUCUCUUAUUCAGUCAUCGAUAAAAAAAAAUAGCGUACGCUUCAUUAUUCUUUUCACCAUAAUCACAUACUUCUGGGCAUAUUUUACAUUGAAAAUCAUCAUUUUCAUAUUUGGUUUUUUCUUUCAUAUGCUUUGUGUAUAUAUGCUAGAAACUCUUGUAGAAGAAUACUGUUUUCCGCUUGUAAUGAAAGCUUUUUGAAUUUCCUUUUUAGUCGUUGCUGUUUUGAACAGGCUUUGAGGGCUUUUGUUUUAUAUUAUGCCAUGCAUUUAUAUAAAGUACUAGUUCAGAGGUGCAGCUAAGAUGAUAUAAGAUCAUGUGUAUUUCAUCUGCCAGUCACUGUAAACUGUAAUCAAGCAAGCAUCUGAGAUGAAAGUUGAAGGUCAUUCUCUUAUAUUUAGAUAGAAUCUUGACUAGCUGUAGUGCAUCCACAGAGAGCAUUUCUUUCGGAAUGUAUGUUCCACACCAAAAAAAAUGUUAUUUUACCCCAAAAUAUUAUCAAGCCUGACGGUUUUUACGGUAUCUUCAUUGCUUAGGCUAAUUUGCAAAUAAUAUUUUAUCAAUUUAAACGUCAGAGGUGUACACAAUGAUACCGCCUCGUAGAAUUCCUUAAAAAUAGGCAG
This is a messenger RNA of Trichobilharzia regenti, 2808 nucleotides long. The record is from the annotation of a GenBank genome assembly. NCBI's taxonomy places the organism in Eukaryota, Metazoa, Platyhelminthes, Trematoda, Strigeidida, Schistosomatidae.